This is a messenger RNA of Lagopus leucura (white-tailed ptarmigan), 25434 nucleotides long. RefSeq names its product dystonin (gene DST). NCBI's taxonomy places the organism in Eukaryota, Metazoa, Chordata, Aves, Galliformes, Phasianidae. Gene Ontology annotation, cellular component: focal adhesion; membrane; cytoskeleton. Gene Ontology annotation, molecular function: calcium ion binding; structural molecule activity; keratin filament binding. The record is from RefSeq and is a predicted model, not a curated record. The transcript has 106 exons. Bases 26 to 24631 code for a protein of 8201 amino acids. Gene Ontology annotation, biological process: wound healing; cytoplasmic microtubule organization; intermediate filament bundle assembly.
ACGGCGGCAGCCGCACAGCUGAGCCAUGAUCGCGGCGGCGUUCCUGGUCCUGCUGAGACCCUACAGCAUCCAGUGCGCCCUCUUCUUGCUCCUGCUGCUGCUGGGCACCAUCGCCACCAUUCUAUUCUUCUGCUGCUGGCACCGCAGGCUGCAGAAGGGCAGGCACCCCAUCAAAUCCGUCUUCUCGGGCCGCUCGCGGAGCCGAGAUGCUGUCAUGAGAACGCACCACUUUCGCUCUGAGGUAAUUUAUUUAGCACGCAAUUUCAAGGGCUUUAGAUCAAGUCCUCGUCAUGCCAGAAGACGUGUAGCACCUCGCCUUGAGGAAACACAGCCUUUAGUAGAAGCUCACCAUCUAAGCGAGCAGGAAACCUCUGUAAGAAAAAGGAAAAUCAAGAAAAGCAGCCGAGUGCAACCAGAAUUUUAUCAUUCCGUUCAAGUUACACCAACUCGAAAACCAAGCUCCGGCACCGCGUCCUACCGCUGCUCCAUGUCGUCCUCCGCCGAUCUCUCCGAGGAGGAAGACCUCAGCCAGAAGUCGGGCACGGGGUCGCCGGCACCGGGGGACACGCUGCCCUGGAACCUGCCCAAGCACGAACGCUCCAAGCGGAAGAUCCACGGCGGCUCCGUGCUGGACCCGGCCGAGCGGGCCGUGCUGCGCAUCGCCGAUGAACGGGAUAAAGUACAAAAGAAGACCUUCACAAAAUGGAUAAAUCAACAUCUCAUGAAGGUUCGAAAACACGUGAAUGACCUCUAUGAAGACCUAAGAGAUGGACAUAACUUAAUCUCACUUUUAGAAGUCCUUUCUGGAGACACCCUGCCAAGAGAGCGAGAUUUUUUGAAGACCUUACGGUUGGUGAGUUCAACAGAAGCAUGCGCGUAUGAACAGCAUGAGGAUGUGGAGGAUGAGGAUAAGGGGCCCCGAGAAAAAGGUCGGAUGCGUUUUCACAGACUCCAGAACGUCCAAAUUGCACUUGACUAUUUGAAAAAGCGCCAGGUGAAACUGGUUAACAUUAGGAAUGAUGACAUAACAGAUGGGAAUCCCAAGUUGACUUUGGGGUUGAUAUGGACCAUAAUUUUGCACUUUCAGAUAUCUGAUAUCCAUGUUACUGGAGAGUCAGAGGACAUGUCUGCUAAAGAGAGAUUGCUCCUGUGGUCACAGCAGACAACUGAGGGUUAUGCUGGAAUCCGUUGUGAAAAUUUCACUACCUGCUGGCGAGAUGGAAGAUUAUUUAAUGCCAUCAUUCAUAAAUACAGGCCGGACCUGAUAGACAUGAAUACCGUUGCUGUUCAAAGCAACCUUGCAAAUUUAGAACAUGCUUUUUUUGUAGCAGAAAAACUUGGUGUUGCCAGACUUCUGGAUCCUGAAGAUGUUGAUGUUUCCUCACCUGAUGAGAAAUCAGUAAUAACUUAUGUGUCAUCACUUUAUGAUGCAUUUCCCAAAGUACCAGAAGGUGGUGAAGGCAUCAGUGCAAAUGAUGUUGAAGUCAAAUGGGUUGAAUAUCAGAAUAUGGUGAACUACCUCAUGCAGUGGAUCAGGCACCAUGUCACAAUAAUGUCUGACAGAACAUUUCCCAACAAUCCUGUGGAGCUGAAGGCACUUUAUAAUCAAUAUUUACAGUUUAAAGAAACAGAAAUUCCACCUAAGGAGACAGAUAAAUUAAAAAUUAAACGUCUAUAUAGACUGCUGGAGGUCUGGAUAGAAUUUGGACGCAUCAAACUUCCUCAAGGCUAUCAUCCAAAUGAUAUAGAAAAAGAAUGGGGAAAGCUUAUUAUUGCCAUGCUGGAAAGAGAGAAGACUCUUCGGCCUGAAGUGGAGAGGUUGGAAAUGCUGCAGCAGAUUGCAAACAGAAUUCAGCGGGACAGCCGAAGCUGUGAGGACAAACUGAUACUUGCCCGGAAUGCUCUGCAGGCUGACACCAAACGACUAGAAUCGGGGCUUCAGUUUCAGCAUGAAGCAGAAAUAGCUGGGUAUCUUCUUGAAUCUGAGAACCUUCUCCGCCAGCAAGUGAUUGAUGCCCAAAUUCUUAUUGAUGGAAAGUACUAUCAGGCAGACCAGCUUGUACAGAGGGUUGCAAAACUUCGUGAUGAACUGAUGGCCAUACGAACAGAAUGUUCUUCUCUAUACAGCAAGGGACAUGCACUGACAGCAGAACAGACAAAGCUGAUGAUAUCAGGAAUAACUGAAAGCUUAAACUCAGGAUUUACAACAAACCUAACUCCUGAAUUAAAUGCUGCAAUGACUCAAGGUUUAACACCUAGUUUGACUUCUUCCAGUUUGACAUCUGGCCUCUCAUCAGGUCUUACUUCCAGGUUGACACCAGCCAUGACUCCUGCUUACACACCAGGCAUCCCACCGCGGUUAAUUCAGAGCUAUGUAACAGGAGUAGAUGGUGGAACUCUGCAAACACUCAAACUUACGCAAAUCAGAAAACCUCUUAUGAAAUCAGCUUUUGUGGACCAGAAUUUAACAGAAGAAGAAGUGAACAUGAAAUUUGUCCAGGACCUAUUGAACUGGGUAGAAGAAAUGCAGGUGCAACUAGAUCGAGUGGAAUGGGGUUCAGAUUUACCAAGUGUUGAAAGCCAUUUAGAAAAUCACAAAAAUGUUCACAAAGCUAUUGAGGAGUUUGAAGCCAGCCUUAAAGAAGCGAAAAUCAGUGAGAUCCAAAUGACUGCCCCUCUGAAACUCAGUUAUGCAGAAAAAUUGCACAAACUGGAAAGUCAGUAUUCAAAACUCUUGAACACAUCAAGAAAUCAGGAAAGGCAUCUAGAUACUCUUCACGAUUUUGUGUCUCGUGCUACUAGAGAGCUGAUAUGGCUGAAUGAAAAAGAAGAGGAGGAGGUUGCAUAUGACUGGAGUGAAAGAAACCCCAAUAUAACAAGAAAAAAGGAAUACCAUGCAGAAUUAAUGAGAGAACUCGAUCAAAAAGAAGAAGUUAUUAAGUCAGUACAAGAAAUAGCUGAACAGUUACUUCUUGAAAAUCACCCAGCCAGGCUAACCAUUGAGGCCUACAGAGCUGCAAUGCAGACACAGUGGAGCUGGAUUCUUCAGCUCUGUCACUGUGUUGAACAACAUUUGAGAGAAAAUGCUGCAUAUUUUGAGUUUUUCAGUGAUGCCAAAGAGGCCAUGGAGUAUUUAAAGAAUUUGAAAGAUGCCAUAUACCGAAAAUACAGUUGUGACAGAUCAAGCAGCCUUCAUAGGCUGGAAGACCUUGUCCAGGAGUCUAUGGAAGAAAAGGAGCAACUCCUGCAGUAUAAGAGCACAGUAGCAGGCCUUGUGGGGAGAGCAAAGGCGAUAAUUCAGCUGAAGCCAAGGAACCCUGACUGUGUACUGAAAACAACCAUCCCAAUUAAAGCCAUCUGUGACUACAGACAAAUUGAGAUAACUAUUUACAAGGAUGAUGAGUGUAUAUUAGCAAACAACUCCCAUCGUGCUAAAUGGAAAGUCAUUAGCCCAAGUGGUAAUGAGGCCAUGGUUCCAUCUGUAUGCUUUAGUGUUCCUCCACCAAACAAGGAAGCAAUAGAUACAGCUAACAGGAUUGAACAGCAGUUUCAGAACGUUUUGGCCCUUUGGCAUGAGUCGCAUGUAAACAUGAAGAGUGUGGUUUCCUGGCAUUACCUAACAAAUGAAAUUGAAGCAGUUAGAGCUGGCAAUGUUGCCUCGAUAAAAACAAUGCUGCCAGGUGAACAUCAGCAGGUUCUGAGCAAUUUGCAGUCCCGCUUUGAUGAUUUUGUGGAAGAUAGCCAGGAGUCCAAAAUCUUUACAAGCUCUGAUACUGCACAACUGGAAAGGGAAGUUAAUAUUUGCAAGCAAUACUAUCAAGAGCUUCUGAAGUCUGCAGAAAGAGAGGAGCAUGAAGAAUCUGUUUACAAUCUGUACAUCUCCGAAGUCAGAAAUAUCAGGCUCCGGCUGGAGACCUGUGAGGAGCGGUUAAUCCGACAGAUCCGGACCCCAAUGGAAAGAGAUGAUCUACAUGAAAGCGUCUUUAGGAUUUCAGAGCAAGAGAAGCUGAAGAAGGAGCUGGAUCGACUGAAGGAUGACCUGGGAGUCAUCACAGAUAAAUGCGAAGAGUUCUUCAGUCAGGCUGCUGGUUCACCUUCAGUUCCCACCCUGCGCUCUGAACUCAGCGUUGUUAUUCAGAAUAUGAACCAAGUUUAUUCCAUGUCUUCCAUUUACAUAGAUAAGUUAAAAACUGUGAAUUUGGUGCUGAAGAAUACUCAAGGUGCAGAAUCAUUAGUAAAACUCUACGAGACUAAGUUGUGUGAAGAAGAGGCAGUAACUGCUGACAAAACCAACAUUGAAAAUCUUAUGGGUACAUUAAAGCAAUGGAGAUCUGAAGUAGACGAGAAAAGAGAAGUAUUCCAUGCCUUAGAGGAUGAGCUGCAGAAGGCAAAGAUGAUCAGCGAUCAGAUGUUUAAAAUGCACAAGGAACGUGAUCUUGACUUUGACUGGCAUAAGGAAAAAGUUGAUCAGUUAGCCGAGAGGUGGCAAAAUAUUCAUUCUCAGAUUGAAAAUAGGUUACGUGACUUAGAAGGUAUUAAUAAAUCUCUGAAGUACUACAAAGAUACUUACAAUUCAUUGGACACUUGGAUUCAGCAAGUGGAAGAUACUCAGCGUAAGAUUCAAGAAAUCCGUCCUGAAAAUAGCAAAGCAUUGGCUAAACAGCUGAACCAACAUAAGAUGCUGGUUUCUGAGAUUGAAAUGAAACAAAGCAAAAUAGACGAAUGCCAGAAAUAUGCAGAACAGUACUCAGCUGCUGUGAAGGACUAUGAGUUGCAGACUAUGACUUACAGAGCUAUGGUUGAUUCCCAACAAAAAUCUCCAGUGAAACGACGAAGAAUGCAAAGCUCAUCAGACUUCAUUAUUCAAGAGUUCAUGGAUUUACGAACUCGUUAUACUGCCUUAGUGACUUUGAUGACACAGUACAUCAAGUUUGCAGGUGACUCUCUGAAAAGACUGGAAGAGGAAGAGAACUUACCAGACGAGAGUGAACUCCAGCAACCUGUGAAGUCAGCUGAAGUCUUUGAAUGUUUGGGAUGUAACGAAGUGGAAAGUACGCCUAAUGAAAGCACAGUGGAUGUGGAAUAUAUGCAAAAAGAUAACUCUCCCAGGAAACCUAAACACACAGAAAAUACACAGGAAAUUCAGAGAAGAAAAUUAGACAGAACUGAUAAAAACAAAACUGAUAGAACUUUAAAACAGUUUUUAAGUGUCAGUGAUCAAGAAAGUAGCGUUAAUGGCAACAGAGAAUAUAAGCUAUGUACAGAGCAAGACAAUGUAAUGGUGUUUGGUGAUCAAAGUAAGGAAGAUGAUAGAAAAGACUGUUUUCUUUCAGCUGAGACCUAUGUGAGAGGAAACAAUAAUCCUAAUCAGCAGAUUGUUAGUGGAGAGAGACUGAAAAUAGAGGGAGAAACAAAUAAGUUAUCUGAACUGGAUGAAGUACAUGAAAACAAAGAAAGAAAAAGAUCAAGAAAAGCACAGAGUGAUCCAAAUUUAGAUACAGAAUUGUUGGGAAAUGCACAGGAAUUAAAUACACCAUCAGAAAUGAUUUCUGGAGGAGGGAAUUAUUUUCCAGAACAUAGAUUAGGUAAAAAACUUUUGUGUUGGGAAGAGACAGUUAGUGAGAAGAAAAUAUCACAGGGUAAGAUGUAUGGCUUGGACACCAUAAAUAUAAAAAGGAAGGAACUGAGUGGAGAGAAUGAGUUAGCACAGGAUGAGAAAUACAAAGAUCUAUGGCUAGUUGCAGAAAUGGAAAGUAAAGAUAAAGGUCAAAGCACAGGCAUACCUGGAAAAAACACUGAAGUCCAAAAAGCAUUCUAUGAAAAAACAGUAAGCAAAAUCUCCCUUGAAAAAAGAGAGAAGCCAAAGAAAAAAGACAGUGGUAAUGAAGAUAAAUGGCGCCCAACUAUAAUUAAGAGGUCAAUGGAAGAAGAAAAAAAAGAACAUGUUGAGAAGGCUGGGGAUUUACUGAAAUGGGUGUCAAACCUCAGCAAGACACUCAGCAAAGAAGGAGGAGAAAAGGCUGAAAAAACAGAUUUGCCUAAGCAGCAGAUUUCCCUUGAAGAAAUGUCAGCUAAGAAAGAACAAAUAGCUGAAGCUCUGCAGACUACUCAGGCAUUUUUAGCUAAACACAGUGACAAAAUGACAGAUGAAGAGAGAGGUGAAAUGGAAAAACAAGUCAAAUCCCUCCAGGAGAGCUACAGUUUGUUAGCCAAUGAAGCUGUGAAGCAGCUGCAGGAAGCACACUAUUUGGAUGAUGAAAAGAUGGAAGAAAAGGUGCAUAAAGUCAUUGCUGGUAUCAUUGACCAAACGACUGGAGAAGUCCAUUCUAUUUUUCAGUCUAUUCUAAAAGGUUUUAUUGACUAUGACACUGGAGUUAGGUUGCUUGAGAAUCAGCUGAUCCUUACUGGAAUAAUUUCUCCAGAAUUAGGAAUAUGUUAUGAUUUGGAAGAAGCUAAAGCUUGUGCCCUAAUUGAUGAUCAGACUCUAUUGCAGUUACAGGAAUUAAAUAAUGCAAAGAAGCUUAUUUCAGAGUCAACAUUAUCAAAUCUUCCAGUUAUAUCAGCUUUAGAACAAGGUCUAAUUUCAGAACCUUUGGCUAUUAAAAUUCUUGAGAAUCAGCUUUCAAGUGGGCACUUGAUUUUGCCAUCUACUGGAGAGCACCUGACUUUGCAGAAUGCUUUCCAGAGAAACCUGAUUUCUCCAGCAUUAUAUGCAAAGCUUCUGGAAAGACAAGACACUUGUAAAGAUCUCAUAGACCCUAAUUGCGCUGAAAAGAUUUCCCUUGAGCAGAUGCUUCAUAGAAGCAUAAUACAUGGUGAAACAGGGUUAAGACUCCUACCAGUGAAACCACAAGAAAAAGGUAGAAUCAUACUCAAAUGUGGAAGGAAAAUAACUAUUUUGAGAGCAGCCCAUGAAGGACUCAUUGACAGGGAGACAAUGUUUAGGCUGCUGGGGGCUCAGAUAAUAUCUGGAGGUAUAAUUGACCCUGAGUCGGGGAAGCAAAUGACUGUGGAAGAGGCCGUGAGUCAAGGGAUUAUAGGUCAGGACACUGCUUGUGGAAUCUUCACACAUCAGGUUCAAACGGGUGGAAUCCUUUGUCCAAAUUCUGGGCAACGCUUGACUGUUGAUGAAGCCAUACAAUGCAAUUUAAUAUCAUCUACCAGUGCACUGCUGGUGUUAGAAGCACAGAGAGGCUUUGUUGGACUAAUAUGGCCUGACACAGGUGAAAUAUUCCCCAUAUCAACAUCUUUGCACCAAGAAAUGAUAACAAGUGAGCUGGCAUUCAAAAUUCUAAGUGAUAGGCAGAAAAUAGCUGCACUUUACAUUCCAGAAACUUGUGAAGUACUCAGUCUAGACAGGGCUGCACAGUCAGGGUUAAUAGACAUCAAUACUGUAUCUAUUCUGAACAGUGUGACUUUACCGGAUAAAAUGCCCGGUGUAGAAGAAUUAGAAUCCUCCUGUAAAAAUGCUGCAAAAUGGUUAUCAUCAUAUGAAGUCAUGUCAUCUUUAUUUCAUGACUGUGAAGAGGAACAGGAAGAUUCUGGUACAGAAGACCCUGCAUGUCGUAAUUCAGACCAAGCUAAGAAAUUGUUCAUAUCUUAUCUGAUGGUGAAUAGUUAUAUGGAUGCAAACACUGGAGGAAGACUUCUGUUAUAUGAUGGACAAUUGCAGGAAGCCAUCAAUAUGUUUCUGGAAGGGGAUAGUUCUGCAUACACUACUGAUGUGUCAGAAACGGCUUUCAACAACAAACACAUAAGUCCAAAAGGAAUUAAUCUAAAGUCAGCUGGCAAUGUCCACUUCGGUAAUAUUAUAGGCAGUGUUCAAGGUGGUCCUUCAGGUGCUGAAAAUACUUCUGAUGACAAGAAGUUAAUUCAGUUUGGAGAUUUGGAGAAUUAUACGUGUUCACAGAGAAAAGAUACAUGUAGAUCAGAUGUUUGCAGUGAUACUGGUACUGAACAAUCACAGUUUACUGUGGAGAUGCUGCUAAAUAAACCUGCAGAACUUAAAAAUGUAGAAAGUAACACUCGAAAUUUCAGUAACAGAAAUGCACUCGAGAGUCUUUUGGAGGAUUCUGAGUGGACACCAUUAGAGGUGUAUAAGCAUAAUGAUGAGAAAGCAAAUUCAAGAAACACUGAAGGAGUUUUUCCAAAUGACUCAAAUCUAAAUCUUAUGUCAGAUACAGAAGAAGAAGAGGUUGUUAUGACAGAUAAUCUGGGUAAGGAAAACAGAAAUGAUAAAACCUUAUACAGUUCCUUGAGUGUGAAUGACUUGUCAGAUAAUGAAAUCUGGACAGACCUGGAAAAGACCUUCACAAAAUACGAGCCUCAUGUAUUGCAACCUGACAGUUAUAGAAUGGCACUGGGUAAUGUUGAGAAAGAUGAUUUUCAAGGAAGUUUUGGUUCAUCCUUCAACACAGAUACUGAAUACAGAAUUCCAGAAGAAUCAGAUAGUCAGUGUGGUGACACACUGCAAUUUGAAGGUAAUGGACACAGUGAACAACCUCCGCUGGACUACACUGAUGUACAUAAUAGGCCAUCUCUAGAGAGCUGUCCAUGUAGACAUCGCAGGCAGUCUUUGGAUGGUAGUACUGAUUUCCAGAGUAAACUAUGUCUAGAAAACAGUAGAGAAAUACAGUGGAGGCCUUUGUUGGAGGCCAGUACUGUUACACAUGAUGGACCACCUGAGGGGGUCAUUGACAGCAUGGCACAAAGCGUAUCAGUAGAAGAAAACAAUCUUGUGUUUGACAAGUUAUUACCUGGAGACAGUAGUUCUGACUCAUCACUAGAAGGGAGUGAUAGCAUCCCACAGGUUGAAAGUAGCUGCUCACAGCAUGAUUGUAGUGAGGCAGUCUCAGAAGAGGACAGCUCGCAGUUUGAUGAUGAUGAUGAUGAUGAUGACGAUGCCUAUGAAACUCCUCAGGUUGAUGAUGAUGACAGUGAUUUCUAUGGUACUCCACAAUUUGAUGACGAUUCCUAUGACACCCCUCAAGAUGAUGAUGAUUUUCGUACCUUACAGCUGGAGGAUGAUGAUACACCAGAGCCAGAGAAUGUUCCGUUAGGAUUUCUAGAGGAGAGAGGUGGUCUGAUAGCUCUGAGAGAAGAGAACAGCUCUUAUGAGGAACUUCCAACUAAUGCUGGAGAGAACAUCCAUUACAUUAGAGAUAUAAAUCAGACAGCUCUAACUGAGGGUGUUAAUGUAGCUUCUACAAGUGCUGAAACUUUGGAAACAGCCCCUGAAGAGGAAAGGGAAAGAACAAGGAACUUUGAAGAGGAGCAAAAAUUACCAGUUACUCUGGGCAGUGAAGAAAGUAGGGAGGGAUGCUGUACUUCUUUUCAGAAGAGGUAUGAAACAAAAACACAGCGAGACAGAAACGAAGAAGAUGAAGUGAAAGCAGCAAGUGACUACUGUGAGUAUGAAUUGGAAGGAAAACAGGAGGAGGAAGACUAUGAUUAUGACUAUCUGGAUUAUGAUAGUUAUGAUGACUCUGAUACUGAGUCUGACAGUGAAGAAGAAAUGGAUACUUUUUAUUCACAUAAUCAGUGUCAAAGCAGAGAUGACCAGAUGUUAAUUCCUGCAGGGGACAUAGAAAAUAGAGAGGAAAAUAAUCAGAAUAUUGAUGAGUAUUGCUGUUCUUUAGGCCACAAGACAGAGUAUAAUUUGCAGUUCCAGUCUAAUCAUGGAAAUGGAGAACUAUCUUUGGGAAAAUGUGAAACUGCAUCAGAUAUCUGUGAGAAAAGAUGCGUUGAUACAUAUACAGGCAAAAAAGAAAGUGAACAAAAACCAGAAGAUGAGUACGGAACUUUUCCCAAAAAUGAAAACAUGUCAGAAGAUACUACUGAGGAUAUUCAGUCUGAAAAUACCUUUGACACAAAAUGUAUAUCCUGUAAGAGUGAAGAAAAUAAUAAAACACACUUUCUUGAUGAUACUAUGAUAUCUGACAUUAGAGUGACACCUUUCCUAAUUACAAAGCAAGCUACUGGAGAUGAUGAAAAUACUAAGACAGAUUUGCUUCUAUCAGAACACUUUAUUCACAGCAUGAACAAAAGCUGUAGUACUGUGCCAGUGUUACAUUUAGAUCAUGGGCAAAGACAAAAAGAAGCAGUAUUUGCAGAGGAAAAAGCAUUAAGUGAUGUGGCUGGUUUGGAACAACGAAAGGCGAGUUCAUCCCAAAAGGAGAGUAAAUUCCUCACAGAUAUGCAUUAUGCUAGUGAUGAUGUUAGUUCACUUUGUGACCGAGUACAUCCAAUUACCAACAAGAAGCAUGGUGAAAUAAGAAGAGAUUUUGAAACUCUGGCAGAAAAUGGAGUAAAUAUUAAAAAGGAGUGUGGUGUCAUGGAGCUAAAUAAAAGUCCCAUUCAUAUGGAAAGUCUUGGGGAAAUAUUUGAUGCAUCAACAGUUAAAGCUGAUACAGAAAUUAUUUCAAAUAAUGAGAAAGUAAAUACUGGUCAAACUUGGCCUGACGUUGAAAGGGGUGUGAUAUCAGCUGAAUUUAAGAGAGAUUUUAAUAUUUCAUCUUCUCUAGAACAAUGUACAGCAAGCUUAAAAGGAAAAAACAAUUCAGAAUUGGAUGAAACUGAAUCCUGUUGCCUUAAGGACAUAGAACAGGUGAAAAAUAGUUUACAGAAUGAAAAAGAAUUUCUGCUCAAUAUGGAAGAAAUACAUUCAAGAGGAUUUAACACUUACUCCUUCCCCCCAACUGUUUCAGUGAAGCCGAAGGAAAUUAGCAUGUCUAAAGAGACGUUGGUCUGUCAAAGCGACAGUGUUCUUAAAGACCUUUCAGAAAAUAAGGACAGCAAUGGUGAUGAAUUUACGCUCAUAAAAGCAGGUGCCUCAGGAAGCACUGACGAUGCAAAAGAAUCUGGGGAUGAGAUUGAAGCUCUACCUUCUGGGAAUCAUACACAUACCACUGAUUUUUCUUCUGCAAUUUUGAGCAGCACAGAGGCUGACUGGAAUAAUGUUGCCCAGAAAGAAUCUGAAGCACUGAAAAACACAAAGGGAGAAAAGUUCAUGGCCAGCGAGACUUCUUCCUUUGAAAAUGGUUUCAAAAAGCAAUUAUGCGUGGAAUCAUUACAGAACAAAGUGGGACCUUCCAAAGAUUUUCAAGUAAAGAAAGGUUUUUCACAGUCACCAGAAAUGCCUGACACACUAAUGGAAGACUUAAAUAAUAUAUUACAAAGGAAAUUAAAAUUGGGACAUACUUACUGCAAGGAGGAAGGUGAACCACUACGUUACUCUGAUACCAAAAUUCUAAUGCAGAAUGUACUUAGAAUGGUUGGAAGCACCCAGCUUGGAAGCAGCAUGUUCAGUGAGUCACAACUCAAGCAAACAAGCAGUACUGUUAGAGAGGCAUUAAUGGAUAACACACCGUGCACAGACACAAAGGACAGUGAUGCACUUUCAUUGCUUUGGCCUGAUUGCAGAAGUCCUGAUCUUCUUCGCGAUAUUCUGCAGCGGGAAUUCUGUAACCAGAAGAUGAGUGAUCCAGAUGAAAUGAAGAGUGAAAUAGAACAAGAGGUGAAAACUCCUACCGCUAAUCUUACGGCUUCUGAACUUAUGAAAAUUUUCAAAAUGUCAUCUGGAGAUGAAAGUAAGAGGAAAUUAGAGGAGCUGAUAAGUAGUUUGCUUACGAGCUCACAGGGUGCUGACAUCACCACAGCACAUGAAGGUAAAAGCAAAGUAGGUAGGCUUUGUGCUCUUUUCUCAACAGAACAGUCAGAGUUUGGAUCAGAAAUUCCUAAAGAGAAAACAUUGGCAGAUGACACAGCUGAUGCUUGGAAAAGUGACCAGGAGCAUGAGAAGACAGACAGCCUCUUCAGAGGCUUUACUGGGCCUGCUUACAUGACAAAAACACUCCUGGAUGACAAUUCCACUAGCAAGGUUGAUGGAGAACAGGAAUGUUUGAAGUUAAGAGACAAAAUGCAAGAGCAUUUGGCAGUGCUUCAAGAGGUGAAAAGACACCUAGAAAACCAGAAACCUAUUAGUAGUAACCUGGAAGUACUAAAAGAACAAUUGCAGCAACUAGAGUCAUUUGAAUCAGGAUUGGCUGCCUUUGCAAUUAUCCUAAAAAAGGACAUGAAGUUGACAGAAGAAUUCUUAAAGUUUCAUCACAAAGAUAUUCCUGAAGCGAAACUUAAAGAGCUAAAGAUAAGCUAUGACUAUUUGGAGGAAGCAUUUUUGAUGGUCUGUGAUACGUCUUCAAAACGAGCAAAACAAAUAGUCUGUUCUGUUGACUUGGAAAUGUCUAAGCUUGCAGAAUUGCACCAGCAACUUCUAAGCAAACUCCAGACAUUUUCAGACUGGAUCACAGAACACAGUAAAAUCAUGAAUGACUUCAAAGUGAAUACCAAUGACAUAGAAGAUAUGAAGCAAAGCUUAAAGCUACUCAAAAACACUGCUGCAGAGGUUGCUCGUACAAAAAUGCAACUGGAGUCCACUGCAUUUGAAGUUCAGUUCUUCAUUUCUGAACACGCCCAGGAUCUUUCUCCCAGUCAGAGCAAACAGCUUCUGAGGCUCUUAAAUACCAUUCAGAAAUCUUUUCAGGAAGUGCAGGAAACUGUAACAUCUCAAGUGGAGAGUUUAGAAACUGAGUUACAGGCAGCGCAAGAGCUGGGUGACCAGAAGGAUGUGGCUGAACGACAGCAAGAAUGCAAAGAGAAACUGCAGGAAAUAUGUGAUAUGCUGACACAGACUGAAAAUCGACUCAUUGGACAACAAGAGUCUCUUGUUAUUGGAGACAGCAAGGCUGAGCUAGAGCAGUACCAGACGAGACAGGAGGAGAUACAAAAAGACAUGAGAGCAAGUGCCCAGACAUUGGCAGAGAUUGUGAAAAAUACUGAAAACUUCUUAAAAGAAAACGGAGGAAAGUUGUCGCAAGAGGACAAGGCUGUUCUUGAACAGAAACUGAAUGAAGCAAAGACCAAGUGUUUGCUCCUUAGCCAAAAGGCAGAAGAAUCUAAAAAAGAACUGGAUAAAGCUAUGACAACAGCAAUUAAGCAGGAGACAGAAAAGGUUGCAGCCAUAGAACAGCUGGAAGAAAGUAAAAAUACAAUAGAAAACCUCUUAGACUGGUUAUCAAAUGUGGAUAAAGAAGCAGAGCAUGGCAGGAAAUUUAAGCAAGCAAUAGAACAGAAUGGAACACACUUUGAAGAGGGAGAUGUGAAGGUUUUGGAAGGAGAGGAGGAUGAUGUCAAUGGUAAUCUGCUGGAAAUUCAACAAGGCAUUGAAACUCAGGUGGAUGGACUAGUGAAAAGCACAGACGAUAAUCUGAAUCAACAGUAUCAGAAAGUCAAGGCUCAACAUGAGAAAAUUAUUUCACAGCAGCAGGCUGUCAUAAUAGCAACUCAGUCUGCUCAGGCACUACUCGAGAAGCAAGGACACUACCUUUCUCCUGAAGAAAAAGAGAAGAUGCAGCGGAACAUGAAAGAGCUGAAGGCUCAGUAUGAGACUGCUUUAGCUGAAUCAGAACGGAAGAUGAAGAUGACUCAUUCUCUGAGGGAAGAACUUGAGAAAUUUGAUAGAGACUAUAGUGAAUUUGAAACCUGGCUGCAGCAGGCAGAACAGGAGCUUGACAACUUGGAGGCUGGUGCUUCUGACUUCAGUGGUAUUAUGGUCAAAUUGAAAAGGCAGAAGAGUUUUUCAGAAGACGUUAUAUCUCACAAGGGUGAUUUACGGUAUAUUACAAUUUCUGGACAAAGAGUUUUGGAUGCUGCAAGGUCAUGUAGCAAAAGAGAUGGUGUCAAGGUUGACAAAGAUGGUAUUGAUACUUCGGCUACUUAUGCUGAAGUGCAAAAUAAACUGGAUAGCGCUUCAGAUCGUUUUAAAUCUCUCUACACUAAGUGUAGCAUCCUUGGAAAUAACCUUAAAGACUUGGCAGAUAAAUACCAGCAUUAUGAAGAUGCUUCAUCUGGACUUCUGUCAGGUCUCCAGGCCUCUGAAGUAGCUGUGAACAAACAACUAUCUGAGCCAAUUGCUGUGGAUCCCAAAAAUCUCCAAAGACAACUGGAAGAAACCAAGGUUCUUCAAGGACAAGUGUCUAAUCACCAAAUUGCUGUAGAAAAACUUAAAAAAGCUGCUGAAGUGCUUUUGGAUUCAAGGAAAGAGUUGGCAUCAGACAAAGAGGAGAUUCAGAAAACACUGGAUGAUAUAGUGGAGAGAUAUGACAAUUUAUCCAAGUCUGUGAAUGAAAGGAAUGAGAAGCUCCAAAUAACAUUGACUCGAUCCCUAAGUGUGCAGGAUGGCUUGGAUGAAAUGCUGGAUUGGAUGGAAGGUGUUGAAAAGAGCCUUGAAGAACAAGAUCAAGUGCCUUUGAAUUCUGCUGCUAUUCAAGAUAUCAUUAGUAAAAGCAUUAUGCUAGAACAAGACAUUGCUGGUCGUCAAAGCAGUAUAAACACUAUGAAUGACAAAGUGAAGAAGUUCAUGGAAACAGCAGAUCCAUCCACUGCAUCCUCACUGCAAGCCAAAAUGAGUGAACUUGCUGGACGUUUUUCUGCAGCAAGUAAGAAGCAUAAAGAAAAACUUAUGAAAAUGGAGGAGUUGAAGACUAAAGUGGAAUUAUUUGAAGAUCUGUCAGAGAAACUCCAGUCAUUCCUAGAUGAGAAAAACCAGGCUCUCAGUGAGACUGAGGCACCAAGAAAGGAUGUUAGUGAAGUGUCUCAGUACAUGCAGGAGGCUAGUAUAGAAUUAGCAAAACAUAAGAAAGACCUGGAAGUUUUGCAGAACCUUCUUGAAGAACUGUCUUUACACGCUCUUCCUGGGGAUAAAGCAUUGGUACUAGAAAAAGUAAACGCUUUGUCAAAAAAAUUCAGAGAGAUAGAGGAGACUGUAAAGGAAAAAGAAGAGGAUGUAUCAUCUUGUCAGAAAGAAAUUGAUACUUUUGAGCUACUUGUAGAAUCUUUAAAGAAAUGGAUAAAAGAGACGACAGAACGAAUACCUGCUGCACAGCCCUCCCUGAAUACGGAAGAGUUAAAGAAGCCUUUGGAAGAUACAUUGAAUUUAAAAGAUGAGUGGACAUUAAAAGCAACUGAGCUGCAGAAAAUGAACAGCAGAGGAACACUGUUAUGUAAUCUGAUUAGUGCUGUGACUUCUCCUGCAAAACUGAGAGCAGUUGCAAAAUCAGGUGGCACAGUGUUGAAUGGUGAAGGAGGAGCUCCAGGAACUCAGGAUUUUCUGAAAAACAAAGAACUGACAAGUGUUCAACAAGCCAUGUCCGAUGUAAAUCAUAGUUACGAAGAUUUGGGAGUUUCUUUGAAGAAGAAGAUUUCAGAACUAGAAAGUAUGCUUUCAAAAAUGCAAAACAUUCAAGAAGAAUCAACUUCAGUGAUGCAGUGGUUACAAAAAAUGGACAAAACUGCAUCAGAUUGGGAAGCUGCUCCAACUGACAGUGAAGCUGUUAAAGCCCAAGUUGAACAACAUAAGCUAUUUGAAACUGAAUUAAAGCAAAGUGAGAAUAAAGUGCAGGAACUGAAGGACAAAGUGACAGAGCUAUUGGAGAAGAACCCCAACUCUCCUGAAGCACCUAAGUGGAGACAAGUGUUGGAUAAAAUAGACUCCAAGUGGAAAGAGCUCAAUCAAGUUACAUCUGAGAGACAACAAAAACUGGAAGAGUCUUCAAAUUACCUGACCCAGUUCCAGACAGCAGAAGCUCAGUUAAAGCACUGGCUUGUAGAAAAGGAGCUAAUGGUCAGUGUGCUGGGACCACUAUCAAUUGACCCCAAUAUGCUGAAUACACAAAAGCAACAGGUUCAGAUUCUGCUCCAAGAGUUUGACACCAGAAAGCCACAAUAUGAGCAGCUAACUGUGGCUGGUGAGGGGAUUCUGAAGAGACCUGGUGAACAUCCCCCCUCACAUGAAAUUGUAAAAGAGCAGCUGGCAGCUGUGGCACAAAAAUGGGACAACCUAACUGGCCAACUGAGUAACAGAUGUGACCGAAUUGAUCAAGCUAUAGUGAAAAGCACGGAGUAUCAAAGCCUACUCAGAAGUCUGUCUGAUAAGCUAAGUGCCUUGGAUAGCAAACUGAGCAGCAGCCUGGCUGUGAGUACACAACCUGAUGCUGUGAAACAACAACUGGAGAUUGCUAAAGAAAUGAAGAAGGAAAUAGAACAGGAAAUGAAGAGUGUAAAUGCAGCUCAAGUUCUUUGUGAAGAGCUCUCAACACUGGUUGGAGAAGAGUAUUUGAAAGCAGAACUUACAAGGCAGUUAGAUGGUAUCCUCAAAUCAUUUAAGGAUAUUGAGCAAAAAUCAGAUAAUCAUGUUCAGCAGCUUCAGUCAGCAUAUACCACUUCUCAUCAGUUCCAGCAAAGAUCUAAGGACUUUCAGGCCUGGCUAGAUGGAAAGAAAGAAGAGCUGAAGCAGGCUUGCCCUAUAUCAGCCAAACUUGAGACCUUGCAGUCCCUAAUUGAAGAACAGAAAGAUUUUAUGAAGACCCUGACCAAUGAGAUUAGUUCAUAUGAAAAAAUUGUUGCAGAAGGAGAAAGUAUAUUACAGAAGACUCAAGGAGCUGAUAAAGCAGCUUUACAGGCUCAAAUUGCCACACUCAGAAGUAAUUGGGAUGAAAUGGAUAAGCAGAUAAAAGAAAGGCAAGGUAAAUUAACAGAUUGUCUGGAGAAAGCACUCACAUACAAGCAGCACGUAGAAAAUUUGCAGCCGUGGAUAGAAAAAUGCCAAAGCAACCUGUCUGGAUUAAAAGUCAGCAUAAACCCUGUUGAAAUAGAAAAUUCUGUUGUUCAGGUGAGGGCCUGGCAGAAGGACCUGGAUAAACACCAUGGAAUAGUGGAGCUACUGAAUAAUACUGCUGAAAUUUUGCUCAGUGCAAGCCAAACAGAUAAAGAAAUCAUUAAAGAAGAAACUAAGGUGCUGAAUGAGAAAGUGAGUAUGGUCACAGAACAAUUACAUAAGAAGAGAGAGUGCUUGGAAAAUAUGGCACAAAGGCUAAAAGAGCUUCAGGAAUCAUCCAGGGAAACAGAAAAGCAGCUUCAAAGUGCCAAAGAGCACCUGGAAGCUCACGAUUCGCUUGGACCUCAGUCUUUCAGUAACAAACACCUGACAAUGAUGCAGGCGCAGCAGAAGGCUUUACAGGCUUUAAGGCCUCAUGUUGAUUUAGUAAGAAAGCUUGCCCAAGACCUGGUAGUAGAAGCUUCUGAUUCAGCAGGUGUUUCUGACCUUUUGCUUCAAGCUGAAUCUUUGGAGAAAGAAUACACUGCAGUGAACCAGCAGGUUGAAGAUAGGUGCUCCUUCUUGGAAACAAAACUUCAAGGAAUUGGUCAUUUCCAAAACAGCAUCAGAGAGAUGUUCUCUCAGUUUGCAGAGUUUGAUGAUGAACUUGAUAGCAUGGCUCCGGUCGGAAGAGAUCUUGAUGUACUGCAAUCACAGAGGGAGGAUAUAAAACACUUCCUGAAAAAGUUGGAAGAUCUUAUAAUGAAUAAUGAAAAUGCUAAUAAAAACUGUAAAAUGAUGCUAGCCACAGAAGCUGAAGCUUCUCCUGAUCUUGUUGGUAUAAAACGGGACUUGGAAGCAUUAAAUAAACAGUGCAACAAACUACUAGACAGAGCAAAAGCCAGGGAAGAUCAAGUGGAAGGUACAAUUAACCGUGUCGAGGAGUUUUACAGUAAGCUAAAAGAAUUUUCCAGUCUGCUUGGGAGAGCUGAAGAACAUGAGGAAUCACAAGGUCCUGUUGGAAUGGAAACAGAAACUAUUAAUCAGCAGCUGAAUACAUUCAAGGUAUUCCAGAAAGAAGAAAUUGAGCCCCUGCAGGUUAAACAACAGGAGGUGAACUGGUUGGGUCAAGGCCUUAUUCAAAGUGCUGCUAAAAGCACCAACACAGAAAGCCUUGAACAUGACCUUGAAGAUGUUAACACCCGGUGGAAAACUCUUAAUAAGAAGGUGGCCCAACGUGCAGCACAACUGCAGGAAGCCCUCCUUCACUGCGGGAGAUUUCAGGAUGCCCUUGAAUCUCUGCUUAGUUGGCUCAUUGAUACAGAAGAACUUGUGGCUAAUCAAAAGCCGCCAUCUGCUGAAUUCAAAGUUGUGAAGGCCCAAAUACAAGAGCAGAAACUUCUCCAGAGGCUGUUGGAUGACCGCAAGCCUACUGUUGAGGUAAUCAAGCGUGAAGGGGAGAAAAUUGCAGAGUCAGCAGAACCUGCUGAUAAAGUGAAAAUCUUGAAGCAGUUGAGUUUGCUGGAUAGUCGAUGGGAUGCAUUGCUCAGUAAAGCUGAAACAAGGAACCGUCAGUUGGAAGGCAUCUCAGUGGUAGCACAGCAGUUUCAUGAAGCUCUGGAGCCAUUGGUGGAGUGGCUGUCGGCCACAGAGAAGAGACUUGCAAAUGCUGAACCCAUUGGAACACAGGCUUCCAAACUGCAACAGCAGAUUUCUCAGCAUAAAGCCCUAGAAGAUGAUGUCCUAGCUCACAAUAAGAGUUUGCUUCAGGCCAUUAGCACUGGUCAGUCUCUAAAGACUAUGAGCUCCAGGGAAGAUAAAGAUAUGGUGCAGGAAAAGCUAGAUUCUUCUCAGGCCCGAUACAUUGAGAUUCAAGAGAAGAGCAACAGCAGGUCUGAACUUCUACAGCAAGCAUACUGCAAUGCUCAGAUUUUUGGGGAGGACGAAGUUGAGUUGAUGAACUGGCUGAAUGAAGUCCAUGAUAAACUGAGCAAGUUGUCAGUCCAAGAUUGCAACACAGAAUUGCUUGAGAAACAGCACUCUGAACUACUGGAGCUUCAGGAGGAGAUUCUUCUCAGAAAACAAAAUGUUGAUUUGGCUAUACAAAAUGGUUUAGAGCUUCUCAAACAAACAACAGGUGAUGAAGUUAUAAUAAUUCAAGAUAAACUGGAAGGCAUUAAAGUGAGAUACAAAGACAUUACAAAAUUGAGUUCUGAUGUGUCCAAGACCUUAGAGCAGGCCCUACAGCUUGCAGGUCAGCUGCACUCAACCCAUGAAGAGCUCUGCAAAUGGCUUGACAAAGUGGAAGUGGAGUUACUGUCGUAUGAAACUCAAAUACCACAGGGUGAAGAAUUAAGCCAAGCACAAGAAAGACAAAAAGAGUUGAAAAAAGAAGCAAAAAACAACAAAGCCUUACUGGACACUCUCAAUGAAGUCGGCAGUGCCUUCCUGGAACUGGUGCCAUGGAGGGCUAGAGAGGGGCUUGACAAGAUGAUAACAGAGGACAACGAACGUUACAGAUUAGUGAGUGACACAAUCUCUCAGAAGGUGGAUGAGAUUGAUGCCGCCAUCCUGAGAUCCCAGCAGUUUGAUCAAGCAGCUGAUGCUGAACUCGCCUGGAUUGCAGAAACAGAGAAGAAACUGAUGUCUCUUGGUGAUAUUAGGCUUGAGCAAGACCAGACCACAGCUCAGCUACAAGUUCAAAAGGCUUUUACCAUGGAGAUUUUGAGGCACAAAGAUACUAUAGAUGAACUUGUUAAGUCCGGGGAUAAGAUUAUGAACACGUGCACUGAAGAAGAAAAGCAGACCAUAAAGAAAAAACUGAAGAGCCUGUUACAGAAAUAUGAUACAGUCUGUCAAAUGAACUCGGAGAGAAACCUCCAGCUGGAGCGGGCUCAGUCCCUAGUUAACCAGUUCUGGGAAACUUAUGAAGAGCUUUGGCCGUGGUUAACUGAAACAGAAAUGAUCAUCUCUCAGCUUCCUGCACCUGCCCUUGAGUAUGAAACUUUAAAGCAACAACAAGAAGAGCAUCGGCAACUGCGUGAGCUGAUUGCUGAGCACAAGCCUCAUAUAGAUAAGAUGAAUAAAACUGGGCCUCAGUUGCUGGAGCUGAGCCCAGGAGAAGGUUUCUCUAUCCAAGAGAAAUACGUGGCAGCUGACACCCUUUACAGUAAAAUUAAGGAAGAUGUCAAAAAGCGAGCACUGGCACUGGAUGAAGCCAUUUCUCAGUGUACCCAGUUUCAUGACAAGAUAGAUCCAACUCUUGAGAGUUUGCAACGCAUAGUUGAACGCCUGAGGCAGCCACCUUCAAUCUCAGCAGAGGUUGAGAAGAUUAAAGAGCAAAUUAGUGAAAAUAAGAAUGUGUCAAUGGAUCUGGAAAAACUUCAGCCUGUCUAUGAGACGCUUAAGCAGCGAGGGGAGGAAAUGAUCGCUCGCUCAGAAGGGGCAGAUAAGGAUGUAUCUGCUAAAGCUGUGCAAGAUAAACUAGACCAAAUGGUCCUUAUUUGGCAAGACAUCCAGACCUUGACCGAGGAAAGGGAGGCCAAAUUGUUGGAUGUUAUGGAACUAGCUGAAAAGUUCUGGUGUGAUCAUAUGGCUCUUGUAGCUACUAUUAAAGAUACUCAAGACUUCAUUCGAGAACUGGAGGGACCUGGAGUUGACCCAUCUGUAGUCAAGCAACAGCAAGAAGCUGCUGAGGCUGCUAAAGAAGAAAUUGAUGGACUGCAAGAAGAACUAGAAACAGUUGUGAGCCUAGGCUCCGAACUUAGAGCUGCUUGUGGAGAGCCUGACAAACCUAUUGUCAACAAGAGUAUAGAUGAGCUGAACUCUGCCUGGGAUGCCUUAAACAAAACAUGGAAAGAGCGAGUGGAUAAGCUUGCCGAAGCUAUGCAGGCAGCUGUUCAGUACCAAGAUGGACUGCAGGCAAUAUUUGACUGGGUAGACAUUGCUGGCAUCAAGUUAGCAUCCAUGUCCCCAGUUGGAACGGAUUUGGAGACAGUGAAGCAGCAAACUGAGGAACUUAAGCAAUUUAAAACAGAAGCUUAUCAGCAGCAGAUAGAAAUGGAAAGACUGAACCAUCAAGCAGAACUAUUGCUGAAGAAGGUAACGCAGGAAAGUGACAAGCACACCGUACAAGACCCUCUCUCAGAGCUCAGACUAAUGUGGGACAGCCUAGAAGAAAAAAUUAUAAAUCGACAGCAUAAGCUGGAAGGUGCCUUGUUAGCCUUGGGGCAGUUCCAGCAUGCCCUGGAUGAGUUACUUACAUGGCUGACGCAUACAGAAGACUUGCUGAACGAACAGAAACCUGUGGGUGGAGACCCCAAGGCUAUUGAAAUUGAACUUGCCAAACAUCAUGUGCUACAGAAUGAUGUUUUAGCUCAUCAGUCUACAGUAGAAGCAGUUAAGAAAGCAGGAAAUGACCUGAUUGAAUCAAGUGCUGUUGAAGAAGCAAGCAAUUUACAGAGCAAGUUGGAACUUCUAAAUCAGCGCUGGCAAAAUGUGUUGGAAAAAACAGAACAAAGGAAACAGCAGCUGGACAGUGCCUUGAUUCAGGCCCAAGGUUUCCAUGGUGAAGUUGAAGAUAUGCAGCAAUGGCUGACAGACACUGAACGUCAACUGUUGGCAUCAAAACCUGUUGGAGGCUUACCAGAAACAGCAAGAGAACAGCUUAAUACCCAUAUGGAACUUUGUGCUGCCUUUGAAGCCAAAGAAGAGACAUAUAAGUGUCUAAUGCAGAAAGGCCAGCAGAUGCUUGCAAGAUGCCCAGGAUCUGCUGAAACAAAUGUUGAGCAGGACAUAAAUAACUUAAAAGAAAAGUGGGAAUCCGUACAAACGAAGCUUGGUGAAAGAAAAACCAAACUGGAAGAGGCCCUCAAUUUAGCAAUGGAGUUCCACAACUCACUUCAAGAUUUCAUCAAUUGGCUCACGCAGGCAGAGCAAACUCUAACUGCAGCUUCUCGGCCAAGUCUUAUCUUGGACACUGUCUUGUUUCAAAUUGAUGAACACAAGGUUUUUGCCACAGAGGUGAAUUCUCAUCGAGAUCAGAUCAUAGAGCUGGACAAAACUGGUACCCAUUUGAAAUACUUCAGCCAGAAACAAGACGUAGUCCUUAUUAAGAAUCUGCUGAUUAGUGUACAGAGUAGAUGGGAAAAAGUAGUUCAGCGUUUAGUCGAAAGGGGAAGAGCUUUGGAUGAUGCAAGGAAACGAGCCAAACAGUUCCAUGAAGCCUGGCACAAACUUAUGGAGUGGCUAGAGGAAUCAGAGAAGUCUUUGGACUCAGAUCUUGAAAUUGCAAAUGACCCUGACAAAAUAAAGAUGCAGCUUGCACAGCAUAAGGAAUUCCAGAAAUCUCUUGGUGCCAAACAUUCUGUAUAUGACACCACAAACAGGACUGGACGCUCCUUGAAAGAGAAAACCACCUUGGCUGAUGACAAUUUGAAGCUUGAUGACAUGCUGAGUGAACUAAGGGAUAAAUGGGACACAAUUUGUGGAAAAUCAGUAGAAAGACAAAAUAAACUGGAGGAAGCACUGUUAUUUUCAGGACAAUUUACUGAUGCUCUACAAGCUCUCAUUGAUUGGUUGUACAAAAUUGAACCUCAGCUAGCAGAAGAUCAGCCAGUGCAUGGUGACAUUGAUUUAGUGAUGAACUUGAUUGACAAUCACAAGGUUUUCCAGAAGGAGCUGGGAAAAAGAACAAGCAGUGUUCAGGCUCUGAAGCGCUCUGCCAGAGAGCUUAUAGAGGGCAGUCGUGAUGACUCGUCCUGGGUCAAAGUACAGAUGCAGGAGCUGAGCACUCGCUGGGAGACAGUUUGUGCCCUGUCAGUAUCCAAGCAAACACGACUUGAGCAGGCUCUCCGACAGGCAGAGGAAUUCCACUCUGUUGUUCACGUCCUUUUGGAGUGGCUGGCAGAGGCAGAGCAGGCUCUUCGUUUCCACGGUGUCCUUCCAGAUGAUGAAGAGGCCUUGCGUACACUGAUAGAUCAGCACAGGGAGUUCAUGAAGAAACUGGAAGAGAAAAAAGGAGAACUGAAUAAAGCAACAGGUAUGGGAGAAGCUAUCCUGGCUAUCUGCCAUCCAGACUCCAUCACCACCAUUAAGCAUUGGAUAACAAUUAUCAGAGCAAGGUUUGAAGAGGUAUUAGCUUGGGCCAAACAACAUCAACAGAGACUGGCCGGAGCUCUGGCUGGACUUAUUGCUAACCAGGAAUUGCUGGAAGCCUUGCUAUCCUGGUUGCAGUGGGCAGAGACUACACUUACUGAAAAAGAUAAAGAGGUUAUCCCCCAGGAGAUUGAGGAGGUUAAAGCACUUAUAGCUGAACACCAGACAUUCAUGGAGGAAAUGACCAGAAAACAACCUGAUGUGGAUAAAGUAACAAAGACCUAUAAAAGGAAGGCACUUGAACCCACUCCUGUACAAUCUCAUAUUCCUGUCCUCGAUAAGGGGAGAGCAGGAAGAAAGCGUUCCCCCACACCAGGCUUAUAUCCAUCAGCAGCCCAGGCACAAAUUGAAACCAAGAAUCCACGGGUCAACCUUUUAGUCAGCAAAUGGCAGCAAGUCUGGCUUCUGGCCUUGGAAAGAAGAAGAAAACUCAAUGAUGCCUUGGACAGACUUGAAGAGCUGAGAGAAUUUGCCAACUUUGAUUUUGAUAUUUGGAGGAAAAAAUACAUGCGAUGGAUGAACCAUAAGAAGUCUCGUGUAAUGGACUUCUUCAGGAGGAUCGAUAAAGAUCAGGAUGGAAAAAUAACAAGGCAGGAGUUUAUUGAUGGAAUUCUUUCUUCAAAAUUCCCAACAAGCCGACUUGAAAUGAGUGCUGUUGCAGACAUUUUUGAUAGAGAUGGUGAUGGAUAUAUUGAUUAUUAUGAGUUUGUAGCAGCUCUUCAUCCAAACAAGGAUGCUUACAAGCCUCUCACAGAUGCUGACAAAAUUGAAGAUGAGGUUACAAGACAAGUAGCUAAAUGCAAAUGUGCAAAACGGUUUCAAGUGGAACAGAUUGGGGAUAACAAGUACAGGUUCUUCCUGGGAAAUCAGGCUAUCACACUAAAGACCAAUCACAGUAACCAUGAAUCCAAUGAUGAUAUCAUUUAUUUAUUGCAACUCAAGUUUGGUGACUCUCAACAACUACGCCUUGUUCGUAUCCUAAGAAGUACAGUCAUGGUUCGUGUUGGAGGUGGCUGGAUGGCACUUGAUGAGUUCUUAGUGAAAAAUGAUCCUUGCAGGGUUCAUCAUCACGGGAGUAAAAUGUUACGUUCGGAAUCAAACUCUUCAAUUACCACUCAGCCUACUAUAGCUAAAGGGAGGACAAAUGUGGAGCUGCGUGAGAAGUUCAUCUUGGCAGAUGGUGCCAGUCAGAGCAUGGCAGCUUUCAGACCAAGAGGCCGUAGAUCACGACCCUCUUCACGGGGUGCUUCUCCCAACAGGUCUACUUCUCUGUCAAGUCAGGCUGCUGCCCCACCACAAGCAGUUGCUACAAGUACACCAAAGACACCACAUCAUUUAACACGCAACUAUGGUAAACCAUGGUUGACAAACAGCAAAACGUCAACUCCUUCUAAGCCAGCAGAAUCCUCAGACUAUCAAGGGUCAUCUGGAGAGGGAACACCUAUUCAAGGAAGUAAACUCAGACUGCCAGGAUAUCUAUCAGGGAAGGGUUUCCACUCUGGAGAAGACAGUGGCAUCCUGUCCACAGCAGCUACCAGAGUCAGAGCUCAGUUUGCAGAAACCAGGAGAACUCCAAGCAGACCUGGGAGCCGAGCGGGAAGCAAGGCUGGCAGCAGGUCGAGUAGCCGCAGAGGCAGCGAUGCAUCUGACUUUGAUAUUUCAGAAAUCCAGUCUGUAUGCUCAGAUAUGUCAGAGACUGUCCCAGCUACAAGCAGACCGACACCCCGAGCAGGUUCUCGGCCAGGAUCAGCCAAGCCUUCUAAAAUUCCAACUCCCCAGAGAAGGCCGAUAGCCAGCAAAUUGGACAGGUCCUUGAAGAGAUAAUAUGAUUAGCUUCAUAAAGGUUUUUUUUUCCUUUUGCGUUAAGUAUUUAAGUUCGUAAGAUGUAAAAUAUUCUGUAGAAAUCGUUGUGAAAUAUCGCAAGAGGUGGAUUUUUAAUUCUGCAGAUGGCCUUAUUUGUGUAUUUGUCUUCUUAUUUUAUGUGUAUAAUUUUUGUCAGAUUUGUUUUUGUUUAUGCCAUAUCCUGUGAGGAGGGGAGAAGAGUUUUAAUGUAAACUAACAGUUGUACACAGUAAUGUGUAGAAAGUACACUAAAAAAUAAUUACCAAAUGUACAGUGUACUGAAUGUACAGUAAAUCUCUGGAGCCUGAAGAAAAUAGACCUAUCACUAUGUCAUUAGUUAACAGUAAAGGAUACCUCAAGAUUUUUCUUUAAAAAAAGAAAAAAAAAGAAUACUAAAAAGCCAAAAGACACAAUUGUGCAUUUUGAGCUAAUGAAACAAACACUAAAGGACGUGUGUCAAAGCUACCGAGGAAUACAGACCCACAGUCACAGUACCCUUAUUUAUACAGCAUCUCUCAGAGAACUCACACAGUUAAGCACUUGCCAGUGAUAUGAUACUCCAAUACCUUGCAGCGUUUCUGUGCCAUUGCUUUCGGUGAGGCCAGACACAUUCUGGAUAUCGGAACUAUUAUUCUAUAAGAAUAUCAAUAUAAAGUGCAUUCAUGUAAAUGUGAGGUUUUCUUUUGCUUGAGUGGAUGGUAGCACUGUAUUAUUAUUGAACUCAUUUUGUAUCAAAGCAAUUUUGCUUGCAGAAGGCUCUGAAAUAAACAUGUCCCUUAACUUUA